AUGAGUCUCAAUAAGACCGCUGUUGCGGACAACGGCCUCAGCAAGAGGGACACCAAUACUGGUCUUGUGGAGCGGACUCCCAUUACUGCAUGCGACCGUACGAUCGCCGUAACCGCGUCCUGUGUUGUGAUCGCCAAUUAUGUGACUCAAUUGGUGAAAUCGCUCGCUAGCACCAUCAAAGAGAUGUCCGACCAGGGCAACUGCAAUGCAAUGAGCGGUACUUACCAGGACCUGAAGUGGACAUACUACUCCUCCGGCAGGAACUGUGACACUACAGCACAGCACGACACUAUUGCAGGCGCCAUCAAGAAGUACCUGACUAAGGUCGAGCAAAACAAUUUUUGCGGCACCCAAUGCCUGCGCAUGGACCAUGGCGGUACCUGGGAUGGAUGGUUGAAGCUGGCCAAUUAA
Messenger RNA from Aspergillus tanneri, 411 nucleotides. RefSeq lists its product as uncharacterized. The transcript has a single exon. NCBI's taxonomy places the organism in Eukaryota, Fungi, Ascomycota, Eurotiomycetes, Eurotiales, Aspergillaceae. The record is from RefSeq and is a predicted model, not a curated record. Bases 1 to 411 code for a protein of 136 amino acids.